AUGCUAGCCACUCUCUUCCUGGUUGUGCCUGUGGGAUUUCUUCUCCUCAUCACGGGAUUGGUCAUUCUCAUGAAGUGGCACGAAGCCAAAACACUUGCUAAACUUCAUGUGGUGGUCAGUAACAGCAGCACUGUUCAAGCAACAACAUCCACCUCUCCUUUAACUCAUCACCAUGAAACAACCUCCAUCGAGUCGUCUUCCACGAUGAAUGCACAACAAGAGGAUGAAGAUGGAGCUGCAACCUUCCUUCACACCACCACAGAAAAGAGAAAAAAGAAAAUUGCAUAUGAACUUCUCGAACCUGUUCCAGUGAAACAACUGGUUCAUUUCAAUGCUCUACAAACAGCAUGGAUGACUUUCAAUAAGAAAGAUCAACGAUCGGUGCAACUCUAUGAAUCUGCUUUUCGUAGAAAUGACUUUCGUCCAGUGUUGAUUUUUUUCGGAAGAGUUCCAGUCAUGCAUUUUGCAAGUCCGAGUGCAGCUCGUGUCUUCUUUAUGAAAUGGAAAGAAUUGGAGAAGGACAAUUCGAUCAUUUUUGGACAAACUUUUCACAAAUUUGUUGGAAUUAAUGUUGUGUUUGCGAACGGAGACGUUUGGAGGAGACAACGUUCUGUCAUUACACCUGCCUUUAAUGAAAUCGAGAGAUUUAUGGAUGUGUUUGUUGAGAAGGCUCAAAAAUCUGUCUCGUUAUUGGAAGACAUGUUCAAAGAAAAGGAUAUGAACGAAUUGACAAUUUCUCCAUUGGAUGUGACCACUCGAUUGGCUCUCGAUGUGUUAGGACAAACCAUCUUCGAUGUAAAUUUUGACUACUUGUCACAAAUUAUCGAAGGUCCAAAUUCACAAGCAGUGAAAACUCAGAAAAAACAACAAGCUCUUGAAGCGUAUCAUUAUGUCAUGUGUAAUUUGUUAAACCCUGAGAGAGUUAUUCUUGGGAAAGCAUUUACUUCACUUCCAUUAGAAAGAAAUCGCAAAAUGGAAAAUGCCAUUCAAACCUUUAGAAGUUUUUUGGAUGACAUUAUUGUGGAAUUUAGAAAUCGAAAGCAUGAACAGCCAGAAGAAAGCAUUCACAGGGAUGUCAAACAAAAAACACUUUUGGAACUCAUGGUGGAUGCUGUCGAUGAGGAAGGAACUGCUCUUACCAAUGAAGAAUUGAAAGAUCAAUGUGCCAUUUUCUUUUUGGCAGGUCAUGAAACAACUGCCAGUGCUAUGGCUUCCCUAUUUUAUUCACUUGCAAAAUAUCCACAUGUUCAAGAAAAAUUGCUCGAAGAAAUUUCCAACACCUUUUCACACGAUGAAAACAUUUCAAAUUACAACAAACUUCAAAGUAUGAACUAUUUGGACUGCGUCUUGAAAGAAAAUAUGAGAUUAUUCCCUCCCAUUACUCAAUUACCAUUGCGUGUGUCCAAUUCCCCUCAAGUCAUUGAGGGAUAUAAGGUUCCAAAAGGAUUCAUUGUGACUCUUAAUAUUUAUGCCUUACAUCGAAAUACUCAGGUGUGGGGCGACGAUGCAGAAGUGUUUAGACCCGAAAGAUUUAUGGAAAAUUCCUAUCCUCCAUUUUCCGUGGCCUAUUUUGGUGGUGGACCAAGAUUGUGUUUGGGAAAACAAUUUUCAUUGCUUGAACAAAAAUCAUUUAUCAUUUCACUAUUGCAACGUUUCAAAAUUGAAUUGAGCUAUCCUGAUCAAGUGAUGAAAUUCAACAAGAGUCAACCUGGUCUUGCCCAUGAAGAAGGUUUUAAAUUGAAGCUUGUAAAAAGAAAGAACUUGUAG
This is a messenger RNA of Naegleria fowleri, 1767 nucleotides long. RefSeq lists its product as uncharacterized. The transcript is spliced from 3 exons. Gene Ontology annotation, molecular function: oxidoreductase activity, acting on paired donors, with incorporation or reduction of molecular oxygen; iron ion binding; heme binding. Lineage: Eukaryota; Heterolobosea; Eutetramitea; Acrasida; Naegleriidae. The record is from RefSeq and is a predicted model, not a curated record. Bases 1 to 1767 code for a protein of 588 amino acids.